This is a messenger RNA of Pelagomonas calceolata, 2952 nucleotides long. The record is from the annotation of a GenBank genome assembly. Lineage: Eukaryota; Pelagophyceae; Pelagomonadales; Pelagomonadaceae.
CUUUAGGCCUCUUUUGACCAGCAGGAGGCCCGCCAGACGACGCCACGCGACGCGCAAUCAGCGCGCGCGCGGUCAGCCCACAGCGCUCUAGAGGCCGCUCGACGCCGGAGAGCGCGCGCUGCGAGCAAGCGCCGCCCUAGCCGCCAAGGCGCAGCGACCCGCGAGGGUGACCAGAUACAAAACAAAAGCGCCGCGCCGACGCCUCCACGAUGUUGAGCCCCAAGAUCAUCGCCCUCGAGGAGGGCUGGAACAAUGAAAUUAAAGCCAAGGCCAUCGACGUGCUCGCCAGCGCAUAAAUCUACCGCCGCGGCUUCUCCGCCCACGGCUAGAACACGACCCCCACGCCAUCGACGCGACGCCUUCGCCCACGGCUCAAUCAUACGCCAUCGACGCGACACGCCAGCUCGAUGGCGUGGCGGUGUGGGUCUCUCGCCGCUCGAUUCGGUCGGCACGGCCCCGUCUUCACUGGUUGAUUCGCGCGCAGGUGCUCGAGGACAUGCUCAACACCGGUCUAGAUAAAAACAAGCCCCGCUUAUUUGACCCCAAGGAGUACGUCCAGACGUAUACUACUUGUUACAAUAUGUGUACUCAAAGAAGCCCGUACAACUGGUCGGAGCAACUCUACCAGCGCCAUGGAGAAACCAUCUGCGACUACCUCUCAAAAACCGUCCUACCGGCCCUCAAGCAAAAAUCCGGCAACGCCUUACUAACAGAGCUCACCGUGCGGUGGUCGAACCACAAGAUCAUGAACAAGUGGAUGCGGCUCUUCUUCAUGUAUUUGGAUCGGUAUUAUGUCAAGCACCACUCCUUGCCUACGUUAGAUGUUGCUGGAUUGAAACAUUUCAAGACCCUAGUCUACAACGAGGUCAAAAAAGAUGUAGUUAAUGCGAUGAUCGCGCUCAUCGACGCGGAACGGGACCAGGCCCUCAUCGAUCGGGCUUUGGUCAAAAACACGGUGGAGCUGCUCGAAGCCAUGGGCAUGGGGUCCUUGGAUGCGUAUGUCACGGACUUCGAGGACCAGCUCCUCGCUUCUACCAAAGAGUACUACGCGCGCAAAUCCCAAGAGUGGGUCGAGUCGGACGACGCACCGGCCUAUCUCGCGAAGGCCGAGGUGGCCCUCGAGGCGGAAGCGGCUAGAGUGGCCCACUACCUCAACGGCGCCUCGGAGCCCAAGUUGUUGCGAGUCUGCGAGCACGAGAUCCUGGAGUUGCGAGAGACCGUACUCCUCGAGAAGGAAGGUUCCGGCUGUAGAGCGCUGCUAGCGAACGACAGGAAAGCCGACCUCGCGCGGAUGUACCGCCUCUUCGGUAGGGUGCCCAACACGCCCACUCAUGGGUUACCGCCCAUGGCCGCGCUCGUGCGAGCCCACAUCGAGCAGAUGGGCAACGACAUCAUUGACCGGAGGGAGGCGCGACUGUCCGAGGGCGCCAAGGACUCGAACCAAGACCCCGCCUUCGUCAAGGAGUUGUUGGCCUUGCACGACAAGUACCUCGCGGUAGUCAGUGAACAGUUCGGGGGCAACGCGCUCUUCCAGAAAGCGCUCAAGGAGGCCUUCGUCGAAUUUGCGAACCGAGAUGUCGGGAAGCACACGAAUGCCGAACUGAUGUCUUCUUUUUGUGACCGGAUCCUCAAGUCGGGAGGCGAAAAGCUCGGUGACGAAGACGUGGAGGCCUUCCUCGAGAAGACGGUGCAGCUGUUCUCGUACCUGACCGAUAAGGAUCUCUUCGCGGAGAUCUAUCGGAACCAGCUCGCGAAGCGACUGCUGAACCAGCGCUCGGCGUCGGACGACGCGGAACGCCUGAUGAUCGGCAAGUUGAAAUUGAGAUGCGGGUCCCAGUUCACGGGCAAGAUGGUGCGUGCGCGGCGUCCCUUCCUUUGACUCGACGCCGUCGUCGCGACGCAUCGAGCGGGCGUCUCUGCGAAGCGCGCUGCCCCUCCGUAGAGUAUGGUACAGCCCGUACGCCAUCGACGCGGCGAGAGCGUCGCGGCGAUGGCGUAUGGGCGGCCCCCGACGCCAUCGACGCGACAUCUCAACACACACGAGCGCAAGCGGACGUCGCGUCGAUCGCGAGGCGCUCACCAUUUUUGUAUCAACGCAGGAGGGCAUGCUAAAUGAUUUAGCGAUCGGCCACGACCACCAGGCCGACUUCGAGAGCUACGUCAAGGCCGACUCUUCAAGAUCGACCGGUAAAUUGGACUUCAGCGUCCAGGUGCUCACGACGGGCUACUGGCCGACGUUCGCGUCCAUCGACGCCCACCUCCCGCCGGAGAUCGUCCAGUGCACCAAGGUCUUCAAGGACUAUUAUGAUGAGAAGAAUAGUAAGAGAAGGGUCACGUGGAUGUGGUCGCUCGGGAACGCUUCGGUGAAGGCGUUUUUCGGGAAGAAGGCCUAUGACCUGCAGGUGGCUACGUUGCAGGCUAUUGUACUGCUUACGUUCAAUCCCGUGGACGGUGCUUCCCAGACACUUACUUAUGCCCAGGUAGCUGAGCGAGUGAACCUGCCGGACGAGCACCUGAAACGCGUCUUACACUCAUUGGCUUGUGGCAAGUACAAGGUCCUGGCCAAGACGCCCAUGUCGUCUCGAGUGGCUCUUACUGAUUCGUUUGCGGUGAACACGAAGUUCUCGUGUCCCAUGCGGAAGAUAAGAGUGCCGAUGGCGUCGCUGGACGAGUCGCACAACCCGAAGCGCGUGGAAGAAGAUAGGACCGUGGCGAUCGAGGCCGCCGUCGUGCGCAUCAUGAAAGCUAGAAAGGCGCUGUCGCACCAGUCUUUACUGGCCGAGGUCCUCAGCCAAUUGGCCUUCUUCCGCCCGAACCCGAAGGUCAUCAAGCGCCGCAUCGAGGCCCUCAUCGACCGCGAGUACCUCGAGCGCGACCCGGAGGUGGCGAACGCGUACCGCUACCUCGCCUAGGUGCUGGUGUCCUCUCCCGGGUAAACACGAUGUGUACUUA